AUGUGCUCGGGACAGUCAGUCGUACGGCGGCCGCUAUUCUCAAAGUCCAAUGUCGAACUCAUAAACUCUCUCCGCGCCAACUUUGCUUCCUUCCAGCACCAUUCCUCCAGUAGCACGACGCCCAAGUCCCCAUACCCGGUAUGGACGACGCAAGAAGGCGAUACCCUCUACGUGCCGUCAUGGCGUCCGACACCGCUCACCGAGCCACGAGACUCGUACGAUGUCACCUGCAAACUGUUCUUCCUCCCCGGCAUUCCGAGUAACCGCCGGUGUCGGCAUACCAAGGAGGCGAUUGAUCUAGUGUUAAAAGAGCUGGGCAUCGACCGCAUCGACCUGUUGAUCGUGUCCUACCCGGGGGUGAGUUUUGACGCUGAUGACGAAGAAGAUAUAUCCGCGGACGAAGACGAAAGCGCUGCCAGCGACGAGUCCGAGGGGCUGGAUGCACAAGUCAAGACCUGGCAGGUGCUGGAAUUGUUGCACGAGCAGGGCAUCAUCUCACAACUCGGCCUCUCUGAGUUCAGCUCCGACCGGCUGGCCAAAUUCUUGCCGGAGGUCAAGGUCCGUCCCUCGGUCGAUCAGAUCAAUGUCAAGGACUGUUGUGUCGUGCCCAAGUCACUCAUCAUGUAUGCCAAGCAGAACAAGAUCGAGCUUCUUACGCAUGCAGAUUGUAUGGACAUCCUGCCUCCUGGCACGACGCGAGAGCUGCUUGGCCCGGGAAAGGACGGUGCUGGCAUCAUUGCUGCCACGGCGGACGCUGGCCCUGAGGACCUCGGCCUGAAGGGUGACAUUGAGCCCCAGUGGGUGAUCAAGUAUACCGCCGUGGUUAAGAACCGGGGCGUUAUCGAGAACAAAGGAUAUUUUGCCGUUGCUCAAUUAGGUAGCUGCAUCGAAGAGAAGCCGGUCGACGGAGGAGCCUCGUAA
This is a messenger RNA of Cladophialophora yegresii CBS 114405, 921 nucleotides long. Its product is annotated as glutamate-cysteine ligase regulatory subunit. Gene Ontology annotation, biological process: glutathione biosynthetic process. The record is from RefSeq and is a predicted model, not a curated record. Lineage: Eukaryota; Fungi; Ascomycota; Eurotiomycetes; Chaetothyriales; Herpotrichiellaceae. Gene Ontology annotation, molecular function: glutamate-cysteine ligase catalytic subunit binding; enzyme regulator activity. The transcript has a single exon. Bases 1 to 921 code for a protein of 306 amino acids. Gene Ontology annotation, cellular component: glutamate-cysteine ligase complex.